GAGCCAUAAAGCGUUUUUAUUUGAUCAUAGUCGUUUUUUUUAAUCAACAAUUUUUUAUAGCUCAUUUAAAAUGUUUUUUUUACCAACAAAUUAUUAAAUGAUAAAAAAAAAUGAAUAAAUGUACUUAAACCGAACAAAAAAUUGCGUUGCAUUAAUGCAGUAAAUUUACUGUCCUGUGAAAAAGGGGUGCUGCACCCCUACUUCACGCGCCCAUGGACAUAGACCUACUCAUGUGGCUAUAACUCGUCAGGUAUCUUAUCUCAACUCCUCAGUCGAGAAACCAUGUGACAACCUGGAAAGAGAAAACAUUGUAAAUAGUUAGCCUAGGUUUCAUUUUUCAACCGACUCUGCCGGAGCAAUGACUGAACAACAGCAAGAAGAAAAACGCUACGAUCCUAAUGACACAACACUGAAGUUUGUAACGCGACAGGAUGACAUAACCGGGGAUGAUGACCCCGAGACUCGUCGAGCUGAGAUGUCUUGUGGUCAUGCUGUCACUCCACAGUCACUGACUGGGUGGUGUCGUAGUCUACUCGACCAGGGUCAGCACAAGUUUAUGUGCCCUGCACUUAAAGAUGGCACACUCCAAAGAUGCAAUGCAGAAUGGCCCUAUGUGGAGGUGCGGCGGUUGGCUGUACUAACACAAGAGGAACAGAGCCAUUUUGAAGAGACAAUGGCUGUCCUGGCUGCAGCUGAGUACUGUGAACACAUAACAUGUCCUGGCUGUCAAACAUUUGUUGAGAGAGCCGACAUUACCAACCUCUGUGCCAUUUGCACAAUCUGCACGGCUGAAAAGGGUCAUACAUUUCAGUUCUGUUGGCAGUGUAUGAAAGAGUGGAAAGGUCCAGGCCCUCGAUCUGACCGCUGUGAAAACUCUGGAUGCACCAAUCCUGACAUCGAAAAGCUGACAAAAUGUCGUUAUAUAACGCUACCUGAAGUUAAAAAUGUGAGUUGUCCCUCCAUGCGAGCUUGCCCCACUUGCGGCAACCUUGUGGAGCAUGACACAACAGGGUGCAAGAAUAUCAUAUGUAAUCGCUGCAGGGUUGAAUUCUGCUUUGUGUGCCUGAAAGUCACUCAAGAAUGUUUACAAACAAGCAGUUACUUCAUUGGCUGUUCAGCUGGAGUCGCGCCACGGCAGACUUCCAUUCCAACCUGGAAUAGAAAUUAAAAACAUCGAAGCCAAACAGAAUGACAAGUAUAUUGAAACGUUUCUGCAUUCUUUAUGCUUUAAUAAAUAAGCUGUGAUUCUAUAUAAAUAUCAGCUACAUAAGGUGAAGGUUUUCUGUCAAUUGUUUGUAUUCUCUAAAUAAAAUGGUAUGGAAUGGAAUAAAAUGUAUUGUGUUCAUAGUGUAGAAGUGUCACGUGGCAACCUAAAUUUGUUUUUGCAUAACUGCACUACUAUAUGAAAAUAAGUCAGUUAGCUGAGGAAUAUUGUACCAUGGGAUAUUUAAUCAAUACCAAAAAUAAAUAAAACAAUCAUUGGAGUACAUUUGACAAGAAAAUACUGUUUCAGUAUUGUAAUUUUAAUGUUACUUGUCAUUUCUCUGUAAUUGUUUGUGAAAUUUAAUAAUAAAAUUGUU
Megalobrama amblycephala (Wuchang bream) is the source of this 1580-nucleotide messenger RNA. RefSeq names its product probable E3 ubiquitin-protein ligase ARI5. The coding region runs from base 359 to 1168 and encodes 269 amino acids. The record is from RefSeq and is a predicted model, not a curated record. Lineage: Eukaryota; Metazoa; Chordata; Actinopteri; Cypriniformes; Xenocyprididae. The transcript has 4 exons.